ACCUUGAGACGGGUUUGGGAUCAGAAGCUCGGGCCAUGCUCCACUAUCCGGCAGACCCAGAGGCGGCCAACGGCAGCUGCGCGUGGGCCGUCUGCAACGGCAGCGCAUCUGGCGACGCGCUGCAGCUGCCCACCUUCUCCACGGCGGCCAAGGUGCGAGUCAUCAUCACCUUCAGCCUGUGCGCUGCCUCCGCCGUUUGCAACCUGCUGGUGCUGUGGGCGGCGGGCAAGGGCGGGCGGCGCAAGUCGCACGUGCGCAUCAUCAUCAUGAACCUGACGGUGGCCGACCUGCUGGUCACCUUCGUGGUGAUGCCCGUGGACGCCGCCUGGAACAUCACCGUGCAGUGGCAGGCCAGCGACGCCGCCUGCCGCCUCCUGAUGUUCCUCAAGCUGGUGGCCAUGUACUCGUGCGCCUUUGUCACCGUGGUGAUCAGCCUGGACCGCCAGUCGGCCAUCCUCAACCCGCUGGGCAUCUCCGAGGCCAGGAGGAGAAGCAAGAUCAUGCUGACCGUGGCCUGGAGCAUGAGCGUCCUCCUGUCGCUCCCUCAGAUAUUUCUAUUCCACAAGGUGACCAUCACCGUCCCGGAGAACUUCACCCAGUGCACCACGCACGGCAGUUUUGUACAGCACUGGCAGGAGACGCUCUACAACAUGUUCACCUUUGCCUGCCUCUUCCUGCUCCCUCUGGCCAUCAUGAUCUUUUGCUACACCAGAAUCCUCAUCGAGAUCUCCAGCCGCAUGGCUCGCAACAACCUACUAUCCAGAGACGUUCACCUGCGCCGCUCCCACAACAACAUCCCCAAAGCCCGCAUGAGGACUCUCAAGAUGAGCGUGGUCAUCGUGACCUCCUUCAUCGUGUGCUGGACGCCCUACUACCUGCUGGGCCUGUGGUACUGGCUCUUCCCCGAGAGGAUGGAGGAGACUGUCUCGCACUCGCUCACGCACAUGCUGUUCAUCUUUGGGCUCUUCAACGCCUGCCUGGACCCCAUCACCUACGGCCUCUUCACCAUCCACCUGCGCCAGGGCCGCCACAGCAACAGCCGUGCCUCCAACACGCAUAUCACGUCUGAAAACAACCACUGCUGGAUGUACAUGGCGCGCCUCCACGCCACCGCAGAGGAAAGAAGCGACAACAGCAGCAUCAAUAUGCCCGUCACCGAAAUCUGAUUUGUGCCAUUGGCGUCCAAAUGUGCGCCUUUCUAACAAUAACCCCCUUAAUGACUUCUGAGGACGUGAUUAAAACGCACCGAGCGAUGAUGGGCCAAAUAGGCACCUGCGGAAUGAAUUGAAGUGCGCAGCCGGCGGAUGACUUGUGGGUCGGGUGUGUUGGGAUGAGUGUUGCCACGGUAACCACAACCCGGAGAGAUCAGAAUAAUAGCAGGGAAAAUUUCAAACUGGUGACUUUGGGAAUUGCGUUGCUAAAGGUUCCGGCCGCUAGCUUAAUGCUAAUGCUGAACAGCAUCUAUGUUGUGGCGCUACAACCUUGUGAGGAACACAAAAGGUGGAGCGACACAUACAGACAGACACGAUAAAAGUAUUCACAGUUGUAUAUUCUCUUUCCGACUAAAUUUCGACGCUGCUCCGAGGACCUCCGAUGUUUGAAUGAACACCGUGUCUGUGUGUCCGUCUGUCAGAUGGCAGUGGCAACUUGUGCGUCACUCGCGUGUCUUACUUUCUAAAGAACCAACACGCUAAAUUCAUUUGCUUGAAGAGGGAUUUGACCUUGGCGCAGUGGAUUUUUGGUUCUUGUAAGUUUUCCUCCAUUUUUGUACAGUUUACAGUGGUCCGUUCAGUUGCUCUUUUGGUUUGGCCAUUCGUUUCCUGGAAUAAAAAAUAGUCUAUUUUUAGUUCAUAUUUCGGCAUAUCUGAUGUAAAAAAAAAUCUCUUGUUUCUUUUUGUAAAAAAAGUGCCUGCAGUGUUAUUUCUGAUAUUUGCAUGCUUGUGUUUUUGUUGUUGCUGAAAUAUUGAUAUGUCAAUGAUGCAUGAAGCGUUUUUAGCCGGACUUUGGUUCGUUUGUGAUGGCACAAAUCAUCUAUUUCUGUCUUGAAAAAAAAAUUCCAAAGCUUUCUUGUCUAAAAUAUUAUUAGCCAAGGGCGAAUAGUGCGAUUUUCCAAGCAGAUAAAAACGUAAUUCCUUGUCAUCAGAGCACAAAAAUUGGCUUCACGGCAGCGAGUGGCUGAUUGCA
Syngnathus typhle (broad-nosed pipefish) is the source of this 2184-nucleotide messenger RNA. RefSeq names its product gonadotropin releasing hormone receptor 4 (gene gnrhr4). The record is from RefSeq and is a predicted model, not a curated record. The coding region runs from base 36 to 1166 and encodes 376 amino acids. Gene Ontology annotation, molecular function: peptide binding; gonadotropin-releasing hormone receptor activity. Gene Ontology annotation, cellular component: membrane. The transcript has 3 exons. Gene Ontology annotation, biological process: G protein-coupled receptor signaling pathway. NCBI's taxonomy places the organism in Eukaryota, Metazoa, Chordata, Actinopteri, Syngnathiformes, Syngnathidae.